AUGGCGCUGCGGCGGGGCGGCGGCGGCGGCGGCGGCGGCGGCGGCGGCGGGGCGCCGGGGCUGCUGCUGCUGCUGAGCGCCGCGUGCCUGAUCCCGCCGGGCGCGCAGGUGAGGCGGCUGGCGCGCUGCCCCGCCACUUGCAGCUGUACCAAGGAGUCCAUCAUCUGCGUGGGCUCUUCCUGGGUGCCCAGGAUCGUGCCGGGCGACAUCAGCUCCCUGAGCCUGGUAAAUGGAACGUUUUCCGAAAUCAAGGACCGAAUGUUUUCCCACCUGCCUUCCCUGCAGCUGCUGUUGCUGAAUUCUAACUCAUUUACAGCCAUCCGGGAUGAUGCUUUUGCUGGACUGUUUCAUCUCGAAUACCUGUUCAUUGAAGGGAACAAGAUAGAAACCAUUUCAAGAAAUGCCUUUCGUGGCCUUCGUGACCUGACUCACCUUUCUCUGGCCAAUAACCAUAUAAAAGCACUCCCAAGGGAUGUCUUCAGUGAUUUAGACUCUCUGAUUGAACUAGACUUAAGGGGCAAUAAAUUUGAAUGUGACUGCAAAGCCAAGUGGUUGUAUCUAUGGUUGAAGAUGACGAAUUCCACAGUGUCUGACGUCCUGUGCAUCGGUCCCCCUGAAUAUCAGGAAAAAACGCUAAAUGAUGUGCCGAGCUUCGACUAUGAAUGCACAACCACAGAUUUUGUCGUUCAUCAGACUUUGCCUUACCAGUCGGUUUCCGUGGAUACAUUCAACUCCAAGAACGACGUGUACGUGGCCAUCGCUCAGCCCAGCAUGGAGAACUGCAUGGUGCUGGAGUGGGACCAUAUCGAAAUGAACUUCCGGAGCUAUGACAAUAUCACAGGUCAGUCCAUUGUGGGCUGCAAGGCCAUCCUCAUUGACGACCAGGUUUUCGUGGUGGUGGCCCAGCUCUUCGGCGGCUCCCACAUUUACAAAUACGACGAGAGCUGGACCAAGUUUGUCAAAUUCCAAGACAUCGAAGUCUCCCGCAUUUCCAAGCCCAACGACAUCGAGUUGUUUCAGAUCGAGGACGAGACGUUCUUCGUCAUCGCAGACAGCUCGAAAGCUGGGCUGUCCACAGUGUAUAAAUGGAACAGCAAAGGAUUCUACUCCUACCAGUCUCUGCACGAGUGGUUCAGGGACACGGAUGCGGAGUUUGUGGACAUAGACGGGAAAUCGCAUCUGAUUCUGUCCAGCCGCUCCCAGGUCCCCAUCAUCCUCCAGUGGAAUAAAAGCUCUAAGAAGUUUGUCCCCCACAGUGAUAUCCCCAACAUGGAGGACGUACUGGCCGUGAAAAGCUUUAGAAUGCAGAAUGCCCUCUACCUUUCCCUCACCCGCUUCAUCGGGGACUCCAGGGUCAUGAAGUGGAAUAGUAAGCGGUUUGUGGAGAUCCAGGCUCUUCCAUCCCGGGGGGCCAUGACCCUGCAGCCCUUUUCUUUUAAAGAUAACCACUACCUGGCCCUGGGGAGUGACUAUACGUUCUCCCAGAUAUACCAGUGGGAUAAGGAAAAGCAGCUAUUCACAAAAUUUAAGGAGAUUUAUGUGCAAGCGCCUCGUUCCUUCACGGCUGUCUCCACCGACAGGAGAGAUUUCUUUUUUGCAUCCAGUUUCAAAGGGAAAACAAAGAUUUUUGAACAUAUAGUCGUUGACUUAAGUUUGUGAAGGUGUGAUUGGUGAAUUUAAAAGACAUGUAGCCCUGGCUCUCACAGGAGAGCGACCAAGAAGCAAAUACAAAAAAGAGCCAAGUUCAGAGCUCUGAAAUUAAAACCGCACUGGGGGAAUAGUUAGAAGUUUUCAAAAUUUUAGAACUCACAUUUUAAUCAGGGAUCGCAUUUAUUGGCUAAUUGCAUGACGUGUCCGUUCUCCCAUUUAAAAAGACAUCUUAAAGCCUGUUGUCACUGAGAAAAGAGUACAGCAUUAGCUCUUAACCAUCUAGGACAGUAAUGUGCUUUUUUUUUUUUUUUUUUAAUGAGGAAGGAGAAAGUUGGAUAAGAUGGGAUAGCUCUUAUAAUGAAAUAAACAAACAAACAAACAAAGACCAAACUAUGGGCCCUUCUCAUUCCAUUUUAGCAAUCCUUUUGGUAAGAACUCUUAAAGCCAAAGUCAGCUGAAAAGAUUUGCUGAUGAUUCGUUUAAAAAUCUGGUAACACUCAGCAAUGCUAUUUUGAGCCAUUUCAGUUUCCUGAAUCCCCCUUAAUAGCAGAACGUUGGCUAUUUCAUUGGCUCACGUAGACGCACAUCAUGGGUGUGUUAACAAAAUAAUGUUGGACGUUGCUUCCUUUACCACAAAGAGAAUACUCUGCUGAUGCAUAUCUAGGCCCAGCUCGGGCUGUAGGCCCAUGAGUGAGACAAAGGCAUUUCCCCUCUUCCUUGUGGUUCAAAGCCGGCCCCCGGGGGCGGCCAGAGCAAUACCGCUUGUUAGAUGCUCUCCCUGACCCAGCUGCUUCCCUGAACCCAUUCUUUUGAGUUUGUGGGUAACCAGCAGACAGGCCAAAGACUGAAUGGUGCUUUUCAUCCCAUCCUUCAAAGCAAUAGAACAGGUAUUUCCGCCUGAUGAGCAUUUGGUAGAAUUUCUGAAGCAAGAUUUUAUGGAAUCAAAAGAGGACUUUUCACAAGUCUCGGUGGACUUUGAAAACCUAGAGGUGGCCCUUUGAUCUGUGCAUGGCUUUGCCCUCUGGGCAACUUACUCUUAGAAAUCAUUGAGUACCAACCUACCAGCUGCCCACCUGCCUACCUCCCUACUCAUACGAUGUCCCGCUUUGUUGAUUUGCUAAUGUUGCUGCUGCAAGUACAGCCCUCCCAGAGAGGCUGAGGCACCAGAUGGCAGCACCCAGGGUGCUCAUGACGCUAAUGCCCCUUCCUGUCCCGGGAGCGUAGCACAGGAAAGCCCCCUGGGGCUCAGACGCUGACACGGGGCCAUGUACUGGCAGGGGCUCAUCCCCAGUAGGCUGAGGGUCUCAGGCCAAUCAGCAGGGACCGGCUUUGCAGCCAGACACACGGAGCCCCACACACCAGGUCUUCACCCAGGGGGCCAGAGCACCUAUGUCAAAAUGGGCUUCUCUGGUGUGGAUUACUGGGAAGCCCAUGGGCCCUGGUUUUGUGGAAGGUUCCCAGAGCAUGCGCUGCCCGAUUAGCUUGGUUCUCUUCAGAGAAUGUGAAGUGGAUUUGGGGAGUGGCUCUGAAAGAGCAACUCGACCACGUCUCUUGUCGCCCUGAAGUCAGCACAAUCAUACUGUACCGCAGUGUUAUUUUUUCACGAUUGUUUGCCAAGUCACGAGUAGGUAGAUGUUUCGCUACAAAUGUGAAUGCGUUGUUGUUUCUGGUGUUUAAGCAAUGCAGAUGAAGGCAAUAAAUAGCAUCGGUGUUGCAACAGCACUCCUGGGUCCAUUCUGGGACUGCAGGCUGAGGGCUUUCAGCCUAGGACACCGGGGGUUUUAAUGAAGGAGGUCAGCCGCACACGGCAGAUUGCUGCUUGAAACUUUCCUGCUAAGCACCAACCCCACAGGAGAAAAGCGGUUUGUUUUCAUUUUUUUUUAAGUGCGAAGUCACUCUUCCGCAUGCGUUCUUUUGCCUUCCUGGUUUACUCGAAUUGACUACAGAUGCCCCGAUCCCCACGUCGGAGCCGAAAGUGGGGCAGCUCUGGCAUUUCUCCGGCGGUGAGGAGGGGCAAACAACUCUUUCUGGCACAUGGAACCUUCCGACAAGCCCAGGCGGAAACAGGCGCUUGGCAAACAACGUAGGGUACAUUCAGACGGUCCCCGCGUCUGUGCCAGGUCGAGAUGACGCCCCCGAUUGCCGCCGCUUGUGGAGAAGGCAGUCGGGACACCUCUUCCCAGGGCUGCCUCUCCCGAGCAGGGCACCAGCUUCCCAGCUACGGGGCGGGGAGAGGGGCUCUUGCUGAGUCCAGGUGAGACGCUGGCGGGUCGAAGGCAGGUUGAGGGAACUGGGGGCUGGGUGAAGGCGAGAGGGUGGGCAAUCACCGCAGCCACAACCAGCUCCUCUUUUCUUUUCCUUCUGACAAAAUGAGACCAGAGUCUGCAGCCUACAAGAGUCUCCGUGCUGAGGGAGUAGCUAUUUGUUCUGGUCGACUUGCUGAAGGAGCAUAGAUGUUCUUGGCGCAAGUCGGUGGAAGCUUUGCUUCGUUAAUCCCACUGCUCCCUCCCAGGCAUCCCUUGAGUUUUAAACAAUUUCUGCAAGAAGCUUUUUUCUCCCCCAGUAAUAACGUAAGACGAGAAAAACAAACCAACAACACCAGAAACCCAAAGCGGAGAGAUACGUGGGACCGUCCCCUGUGAAGAUCGUUCUAGGCGGGGCUGUUCUUGUCCAUGCCUUCCCAUCCCCCAUUGGUUCCCAUCUUGUCAGCUUGUUUCUUCUUUACAGUCUCUGUGGCUAGGCUGAGUCCCUCCAGGUGGCCAAGUGGCCACGCCACACAGCCUUAAAGCGUGGGAUCAG
This is a messenger RNA of Lynx canadensis (Canada lynx), 4449 nucleotides long. It is a transcript of the gene LGI2, whose product is annotated as leucine rich repeat LGI family member 2. Gene Ontology annotation, biological process: inhibitory synapse assembly. The transcript is spliced from 8 exons. Gene Ontology annotation, molecular function: protein binding. The record is from RefSeq and is a predicted model, not a curated record. NCBI's taxonomy places the organism in Eukaryota, Metazoa, Chordata, Mammalia, Carnivora, Felidae. Bases 1 to 1659 code for a protein of 552 amino acids.